AUGUGGGAUGCUGCCACCAGGACGGGCUUCGACCCCACGGCGGCUUUGGCGCAACAGCUCUCGGACCUGGCCAUUUAUGAACAGCCGCUGCCGCCGGCAACGGCAGCGGAAGUGCCUAAACUAGAACUCUUCACGGCUGAGCCAAGAACCGAGGCGAGGUUGACGAGUCUCCAGCUUGGCCAAAGCGGUUCUGGUCACACGAGCCGCGGACCAAUUGAUGUCCUUGGGUCCAAUAGCCCCUAUACUCCCGGCACUUGGAUCCCGCAACACGACUGCGAAGACCAUGGGGCUACCAUGGGGGCGGGCGGCUCCUUUGCUGGCCCAGCUAAACCCCUAUUGCUGGCUUGCCCUUAUCUCAAAUACGAUUCAUCGAGGGAGCAUCUGCACAGGACUCACAGACAGAAGCCCAAUUGUCCGCGUUGCCGUAGCAUCUUCGAAACAGAGACCGAGGUUGGACAACAUCUCAAAGGGCAGACUCUGUGCAAAGUCGUCCAAGGCGAAGGUCUUGUCGAGGGGUUCGAUGCCGUCCAAGAGAAGCUGCUCAAGAGCAAGAAGCGCAGAAAGGGAGUCGAGACGGAAGAGGACAAGUGGAGGGAGAUCUUCAGGAUCCUUUUCCCCGAUCAUAAAUAUAUGCCGGAUCCAUUCUUCAAGACGUCUGUCGAUGACCAGCAUGCGACGGCCCAGCCGUCAAAAAAUGAGCAAGACGAUGUCGAGAGCAUCUUCACCGGGGAUAUUCCAUCACCGGUGGAAGACGAGACCUUUUCAGAGAUGGAGGAAGCUGUGGGGGGACGCUUGAGCAAGAAGAAGCGGAGGAAGCUUAUGAACGUGUUCAAGGGGUUCGCUGUCAAGAUGCUCCGCCAGUCCGCGGAGGGGGACGUUACGAAAAGAGGAAUCAAACUUGCCUCGAACCCUAGUGAGGCUGAAAAGGCUGCUGAGACGGUGCAUGCAGCCGCGGCUCUGAGCGAGAAGCGACAGCUGGAGAAGGCGGACGAGAAGCCAAACGAGAAGCCAAUCGAGAAGCUGGACGGAGCCAACGUGAUGCCCGAAGCAACGCAGACCAUUGAGCCGUUCGUAGCGCCGGUCACGUCUUUGAGUUCCCCGCCGGCGGAAGCAGCCGAGCAGCGCGCCGUCCAUUUCGACUUGCAAAGUUUCGAUAUCGGCAACGACUCGGAUAUCGCUUGUUGGCCGGCGUGGGAUGCGGCUUUUGCCAAUGGUAGCGGGGAUAGCUGGUUGGAACACGUGUUGGGUAACGGCACUCCUUUACAAGGACCUGUCGUCGAGGAACUAGACAAGGCGUUGGGAGUUGCGCCUUUGAGUAUUGACGGGGAUCUGGUACUAUUCCAAGACACGCCCAGCGCAUGA
Colletotrichum orchidophilum is the source of this 1362-nucleotide messenger RNA. RefSeq lists its product as uncharacterized. The coding region runs from base 1 to 1362 and encodes 453 amino acids. Lineage: Eukaryota; Fungi; Ascomycota; Sordariomycetes; Glomerellales; Glomerellaceae. The record is from RefSeq and is a predicted model, not a curated record. The transcript is spliced from 4 exons.